UUUAUUGUGGUUGUGUCAUGCCACACAAGCAUUGGCUAUUUGGCUCUUUCCUUUGGUUUGGUUUGGUUUUGGUUUUCGUUUGCUUUACCUGGCCUACUGUGAAGACUCGUCGUUGAGUCUCGACGGUGGCGAUGGUGGUGGAAUGAAGUGAAGUGAAGUGAAGUAGAGUGGAGUGGAGUGGAGUGGAGUGGAGUGGAUUGGAGUAGAGUAUCUUUUAAAGCUUGAUUUGAGAGUUUUGUGCCUCAGUUGUGUUAUAGCUAUGACGCAAACAACUCUAGCGCUUCUCGUCGACCAGCAGCAGCAACAGCAGCAGCAGCAGCAGCACCAACGACAGGUGAAACGGUGAACGGGAAAGUUUAAAGAUACGCCAAGGCCUAGGUGGUCGUUCAAAAAUUUGCUGUGGACUUAAUCUAUUAACAGAUCAAUUAACAAAAUGAAUGACCAACAAGAAGAUGAAGAAACACCAAACGGUUUCAGCCAACAUCAUCAGCAGCAUCAUGAUCAUGGUGGUAAAUCACUUUAUAAAGAUGAUGUUAAGAAUUAUAUUGCCAAACAUGAUUAUGAAUAUGUGAUGGUGCAACGACUACGUUCGAAGCGAAGAUCUUCGUCAAAAAGACCAAACUCACAGUCAAUCACCUGUGUCCCAGUAAUAUCAUCGAAUCGAUCAACUGAUAAAGAUAGUGGAAUGGGUAGCCCCGUUGAGGUGGAUGGUUCGCGGCUAACAACGCUUGCUGAAAAGGAUCAACGAUUUGUGAAAACUACCGAAGAACCACAACACAAACAUGAAUGGGAUAAAAAAUAUUUGCUACAAACAUAUUUACAUUCAAUGGAUGAUGCCAGAGACGAUGGCAAUGAACCAUCAGAUGAAUUUCGAAUGGAAGGAUACGAUGAAUUACAAUUGUAUUGGCUUCAAAGGGUCCAUGGCAUUAACAAACAAAUUCAACGUAAAGAAGAGCAAAUCCUGCGAUUGCAUGCCAAAGUGCGCAGGCAUCAAGUAAAGUAUGCAUUUCAAACGAAAAGCGAUGUUCUAGUACAAAUCGAUAGACUCGAUACCGAAUUGGCCACCCAGGCCACAGAUAUACAUCGAAUCGAGAAUCAAUUAUUUACGGCCAAUGAGGAAUUGAAAGAGAAACUCGGUGUGCUGGAAUCCUUGGGUCAUGAAUUUGAAUCAACGCUACUCGAUAUACAAAAUUGGGGAACUCUAGUGUGAUGAUCUAUGCAUAUUCCCAAAUCACAGCAGCAGAAAGUCGUAAACUUGUACCAAAUUGUUGUCAAUUCACCAAAUAAUGCAUUAAGUUUUGUUAAUGUUUAAAAAAAUGUUUACCUGAAUAUGUGUGUGUAUGUGUGUGUGUAGCGAUGCUGCAUACCACAGAUAUCAUAAUUAUAAGAUGCUCAUUUGUACAUAUCUAUACAAGUAUAUAUAUAUACUACAUUCCACACAAAGAAUUUCGGUUGCCCCUUUGACUUAACAAUUAUAUGGGAUGGGGUACAUACAUACAUACAUACUUACAUAUUAGGGCCAUCAUUCCCAACAUUCGUUGAGGUUACAAACUCAUUAUCGUUCAAAUAUGCUAGUAAGUUGGGCCAAGUUAA
Drosophila willistoni is the source of this 1593-nucleotide messenger RNA. RefSeq lists its product as uncharacterized. The coding region runs from base 434 to 1210 and encodes 258 amino acids. The record is from RefSeq and is a predicted model, not a curated record. The transcript is spliced from 3 exons. NCBI's taxonomy places the organism in Eukaryota, Metazoa, Arthropoda, Insecta, Diptera, Drosophilidae.